AUGAUAAUUAAACAUCAAUCGGAAAUUUAUCCAGGUUAUAUAGCUGUUCUUCGUAUUCAUGCUGCUGUUACUCGAGUUUAUUUAAAAGAAUUAAUAAAAUUAAUUGAUCCUAAAACAGGUCAAACAACUCGAAAAAAACCAAAAUUUAUAAAACAAGAUCAAGUUGCAAUUGUAAGAUUUGAAUUAUCACAAUCAGAACAAGUUAUUGGUAUGGAACAAUUUAGACAUUUUCCUCGACUUGGUCGAUUUGCAUUACUUAAUAAAAAUGGACCUGUUGCUUUUGGAAAAGUUCCCCAGGGUGAUCCAAAAUUUUAG
Messenger RNA from Rotaria sordida, 315 nucleotides. The record is from the annotation of a GenBank genome assembly. Lineage: Eukaryota; Metazoa; Rotifera; Eurotatoria; Philodinida; Philodinidae.